Molecule: messenger RNA, 2286 nt
Organism: Magallana angulata
Lineage: Eukaryota; Metazoa; Mollusca; Bivalvia; Ostreida; Ostreidae
Product: neuropeptide receptor npr-1-like
Exons: 1
Coding region: 530-1948 (472 amino acids)
Biological process (GO): neuropeptide signaling pathway
Cellular component (GO): membrane
Molecular function (GO): G protein-coupled peptide receptor activity
Source: RefSeq, a predicted model, not a curated record
CUUUACAAAUUAUAUAUAUUUAACGUAACCCAUGGGAGUAUGAGUCCAGUGUGUUGAUAAUGGGUCAGAGUGAGGUAAGUCUAGGUAAGCAGUGUAUUAGCAUGAUGAGAUUCGAUAAUGCACCUUUCUGGUCGCUGUCCAUACUGAAUCGACACGGAUAUACUACAAUAACAUCGAAUCACCGCGUGCUGUAACCCGCAUGUCCGUCUGUUUACUCUCACCCAGACAGAGAAAAACAAUAAACAACAGCAGAGUCCACGGCCAGACUUACUCCUUAGUGCGUUUUUGUUUCAUCAAAGAACAACGACGUACAUGAAAACUCCAACUAUAGGAAGUCUAAUACUGGGUGUGGAUUCUAUUUCUUUUUUAAAUGUGAGCACGGUUUCUCUUGACAAUAAUCUUAGUGACAAAACAUUGUUAUCGUUGACUUGGUAUGUGAAAUGCCUUCAAAGAAAUAUCAACGGAUAAUCAUGAUCCUGGAUUUUGAUACAGAUCGUUUUCAACAAUUUUUCAUCGGAUUUAGCAAUGCAUGAAGAGAUGUAGAUUUGGUGUUUCGUUGGAUGCUUUGACAAAUCAUACCGCUGAUAGUUUUGGCGACUAUUUCAUCAUGGACCCAGACGAAACCACCACCCAAGAUUACGUCACACAGGUGACCGUGAACUAUACUGGUUCCUACGAGAACGUUACCUCCAUCCCGGAUAACCAUUCGAACUCGAGUUACAGUGAGCAACUUUUAUUGGAUUUCAACGCCGAAAUUUUUCACCGGCGUCUUCCAAACACCAUUCUCAUCUCGGUUAUGAUGAUUCUCGGUGUCAUCGGAAAUUUCGUUGUCCUUUACGUUUAUUUCACCAGAUUAAACCGUAAAAACGUCGAACGAUAUUUUGUUCCGUUUCUAGCUGUAGUGGACUUUGCCGCCUGUGUCAUAGGGCCUACCUUUUCUCUUCUGGAAAAUGUGUACGCAGUUAUCUUUCCUUCUAAUCUCCUCUGUAAAACCAUGUGGUAUACAACGAGUCUGAGCAGUGGACUUUCAAUUUCUGUUUUAUCUAUCAUCGCUAUAAAUCGCUAUCUUAAAUUGUGUAGACCCCAUGGGAGACAGUUAACCGUGUAUCACAAGAGAAUGUUUAUGGCAGCCAUGUUCACCAUAGUGACUCUCAUUCUAAUACCUAUGGUUUUCUUUGUAGAACUACAAUACAUCGAUUUAGUUUAUAAAAAUGAUCACGUUUUAGGAAUAACUUGUGCUCCCCACAAUCCUCGGCAAACACUCGGAGAAACAAUCUACUUCGGAUGCAUGUUUGGGGUUAUUUCUAUCAUCAUUAUAAUCACAGCGGGGCUUUAUACAGCUGUUGGGAAGGUGGUGUUCGAAAGGCUCAGAAAGACGAGAAAAGGAUCCGUUCCGAGUUCAAUACAACCUAGCCCGCGGUUUGCGCGGAACAACAAAGUGGGUAACGAUCGCAAAGACUCGGUGGCGUCGGUCCUGUCCGCCACUAACAAUGUUCUCCAAGAAACCAGGAGCCAGUUAGAUAUACGGAAAAAAUCUUCAGUAAAUGGCGUUCUGAACGAAAACAGUAGUAUACUAGAUACACGGAAAGAAUCUGCCAUGAAUGGUCAAGCGCUACAUUUACCCCGAUCUACCAAUGGAGCCUACAGGCAGUACAGAAUGAACUUCUACAUCAUGUUUUUGACUAUCUUUGUCUGUAACACAAUAUCGUUCGUUCCGUCCAUGAUUUACCUGUUUCUGCACGAACACGAUUUGUAUUUCUUUUUUAGACACGACGAUGCUGUUUUAAACAUUCAUCUGACCAUGCAAAGAUUGUACGUAACUAAUCACGUGCUCAACCCUUUCAUAUACGGGUACUUUGACAUCACGUUCCGGAAGCACGUGAUUGAUACGUUCCGAAGGGUUCCACCUUCCCCAACCGCUGUUAGACAGGUCAGCAGCGGGACAUAAAAACUCAACUGGAUACCCACUGGGUAACAUCAUACUCAGAAGUCUGUGAUUAUCGACGGAGUUCCCAAAAGCAAUGAAAAAAAGGAAAACAACUGUUGCACAAAUCUUUUUUUCAUGACGUAUAUAAUUUUCAAUUUUUAUUUUUCAUAUUUAUUUCAAUCUAAAAAAAAUCUUCUUGUUUGACUCGUAUUUUGUUCGUCUGAAAUAAAAUUUGUACCCACAAAUGUGUUGUAAUUCCAAUAUGAAAGCGCCCAGUGUCAUAUUUACCAUAUGUACAUAAUGUUUUUUAAGCCUUUUGUUUUCUCUCUCGAGAAUCAGGCUUUUUUAGAGUAAUAAAA